CAGUUGACAUACAGACAGACUGCAGAGCCAAUUAACAAAUAUCUCUUUACGCUUCUCUGCGCUCUCUCUCUCUCUCUCUCUCUCUCUCGUGUUCUGUUUCAUUUCAUCCGUCUUUCCCCAUUUCAGGAGUGUAGGCGGCAGUUCUUCUGUCUCACGAACUUCGAUUCUUAUAAUCUGUUUGAUCAUCUAUAUUCGUACUCUGCUCUUUCUUGAUCUGGGUUCUGAAUACAACAUCCUCAGAUCAUAUUUUUUGGGAUGAAAAUCUUUAUCUGAUUACUUUAUCUGUUCAAAGCCAUCUAUAGAGACAAAAGCACAUCCGGGCUUGGUGUAUUUUGAGUUUGUUGUCAUGCUUUAGCAGAUUCACACUAAUGCGUCUUAUGGGUCACUUCCUGUUUCAGGUUCUGGAAUUGAAAGCUGAUUUGGUUCCGUUUGAUUGUUAGUUUAGCUGCUUUCCUGUCUACUGUAAAUGUUGCAGACAGUGCUGAUGCUGCUAUUUGAACUACAUGGAAAAAAAUGUCUUCUUGUUUUGCUUUUUCUUGCAAGCUUUUUAGACAGUACCAGUUGGAUCUCAGGGAAAUCUUCACUACUUGUUUGAGUUUUUCUUUUCUGGUUUUGCGGUUAUGGGUAGAGGCAGGGGAAAGGGAAAGAAGUUAACUGGUAGCAAUCACGAAGAUCCCGGAAGUGGUGAUGAAAAAAUUCCGGCCCAGAAGAGAAGGGGAAGGCCACAAAAACCCUUGAAGGAUGAGAUUGAUGAGGAAGAAUCUGAGAAAAUAGAAGAGGAAGACAGUGAGAAUACAAAAAAUGGUAUUUCAAGCAAAGAGAUGAAAAGUUCAACAUUAGCAGAGAAUGGAAAGAAGAGGAAGCGGAAGUUGCAAGCAAAAGAGAAGCCUGAUUCAAUCAAAGAGGAAAAUGGAGUUGGAACCAGAUCAAGCACUGAUGACUCGACUAAGUCCAAUGGUUUUCGUCAUAAUGGGAGCAGGCGAAAAAGCAAGCCUCGUCGAGCUGCUGAAGCGGGUGUUGAGUGCAAGAGAAGGCAACUACAGUUGAUUAAGGGAUCCAUUGAAGGCCGCUGGACCAAUUCGAUCGAUUGAAAAUAUUUUUCAUCGUGUUAAACUUGCAAAUUUCAGUUUCAAAUAAAAUUAAACCUCUUUUGAUUCUAAUCUCUUUCAGCCUCAAGAGUCUAAGGGAGAACAUAUGUGCUCAUAAAACCUAAGGCCUAAGUGAAUACAAAGCUUACAUAAGCAUAUUGAGUGCAUCCUAGCAAUUUUGAUAGCUAGAUUUUGUUUCUUUCACAUACAUCACCAAACAUCUAGACAGUGUGUUACUGUUGUUAAUCAUCAAACAAACGCUAGUGCUACAUCGAAUAAUCAACACCAAGAUCAUCUAUCAUCUACACAGAAAACAGUCAUGGAAAUCAUUGUGCUAUAAGGAGAAGCGAAUCAUGUGAGUAGCAGAUUUGUUGAUUGACAGCAGCAGAAAUCAGUUUGGAUUCUCUGGCAUGAGUCUGAGUUAUAUGUAACUAGCGGAUUCUUGGGAUAGAGUCUGCUUAACCUAGCGUGUAAUACCUUCUAUUUUCAAUGGAUUUGAUCUACCUUUUUUUUUUUU
Messenger RNA from Cornus florida, 1605 nucleotides. RefSeq lists its product as uncharacterized. The transcript has 5 exons. The record is from RefSeq and is a predicted model, not a curated record. The coding region runs from base 621 to 1091 and encodes 156 amino acids. NCBI's taxonomy places the organism in Eukaryota, Viridiplantae, Streptophyta, Magnoliopsida, Cornales, Cornaceae.